AUGUCUUUACAUAAGCAUCUUGAUAAUUCUUUAAAACAAAUAAAAAUUUUGCAAGAAAAGAUUGAUUUCUUUACUAAUAAGAAGGAAAAAGGGGAACAAAAGAUUGUUAGAAAUACUUUACAACCACCUCCUAAAGUUCCAGAUUUUAAAACUGAAUCUUCAGAGGAUAUUGAACAACUUUUAAGAGAUAAAUUAAAAAAUAUAGAUUUGUCUUCUCAUAUCAAGAACUUGGAUUUAAAACCACAACCUGUGCUAACUGCAAAAGAGAAAAAUUCUAUUAAUCAACGUGCCAAACAUGAUUUUUCUGUGAAUAGUAUUAAUACUAAAUGGGCUGAUAAACCCAUUCAACGCAUGUAUUAUUACAAUAGGCCUACUCCUGUUGAUGUUUUAAAUGAGGAACGUGAACAUGUUUUCAACAAUAGUUAUAAUUAUCGUGAAAUUUAUGAAUGGAAUAUUUAUGGUUUUAAUGAUAAACAGAUUUUUACUACUGUUCACAGAAUGUUAAUGUAUAGCACAAUUUCCAAAGUUAAUAAAAAUUCUGAUAAAGAAAUUGCUUAUAUGAUUGUUGCUGGAUUUACUGGUCAGUUAAAAGGAUGGUGGGAUAAUUUUUUGAAUGAAGAACAUCGUACUACUAUUAUGAACACCACUACUGUUUCUAAGGUAGAAGGCCAAUUAGCUUAUCAGACUACUGAUGUUUCUACCUCUGAAGGCCAAGAAAGGGCCAAUGCUGUUUAUACUUUGGUCACUACUAUGGUUGAACAUUUUUGUGGUAGGUGGACUGAUGAAGCAGAAACAAUUAGGACUACUUUACAAAAUUUACGCUGUAGACAAUUGUCUGAUUUUAGAUGGUAUAAAGAUGUUUUCCUUAGUAGAGUUAUGGAAUUGCAUGAUUGUAGCCAUGAACAUUGGAAGUCUAAAUUUAUUGAUGGAUUGCCUUCUAUUUUUGCUGAACGUGUUAUAAAAACUCUUCGUGGUACUGAAACAAAGAUUCCUUAUGAAAAACUUACUUAUGGUAAGAUUAUCAGUGUUUGUACUCAAGAAGGUCUGAAUGUUUGUAAUGAAAUUAAGAUGAAUUAUCAUAUAAAGAAAAAUAGAUUAAAUGAAAAACAACAAUUGGGUGAAUUUUGUGAUCAAUUUGCUUUUGAUAUGCCUAUUACUGCUAGAAAGGGAAAAGUUUACCCUUCUAAAGAAAAGUUUUACAAAAAAUCUCGCAAAGUUAAGCGUCGUGAAUUAUCUAAAGCUGAUUUAAAAGAGCUUCCUAAAAAAUAUAGGAAGAUGUAUAAGCGAAAAGUAGGAAAAAAGGAUUAUAAGAAAAAUGUUAAAUGCCAUAAGUGUGGUAGAUAUGGUCAUUAUGCUAAUGAAUGCAAAACUCAGAAAAAGAUUAAAGCUUUAGACUUAGAUGAUAAGUUAAAAGAUUCUUUGUGCAAAAUUCUUUUAUAUUCUGAUAAUGAGGGUGCUCCUUCUAGUGUUAAUAAAACUAGUUCAGAUUCUUCUUCGUCUUCUACUGAAGACCAAGUAAAAGUUUUACAAAAUGAAGAUUUAUAUUCAAAUUCUGAUAGAUCUUUCUCUGAUGAUGAAUGUGAACCCUGUCAAAAGGGUAUGUCUUGUGAAAAAGAUGAUAGUCUGUAUAAUUUGUUAUCCAAUUUUCAGGAUUUUAAUUUAAGUGUUAUAGAUGAUGAUAAGAUUUUUAAUAUUUUGUAA
This is a messenger RNA of Solanum dulcamara, 1701 nucleotides long. RefSeq lists its product as uncharacterized. The transcript has a single exon. The record is from RefSeq and is a predicted model, not a curated record. Gene Ontology annotation, molecular function: zinc ion binding; nucleic acid binding. Bases 1 to 1701 code for a protein of 566 amino acids. NCBI's taxonomy places the organism in Eukaryota, Viridiplantae, Streptophyta, Magnoliopsida, Solanales, Solanaceae.